UAAAUAAGAAAUAAAAGAUUUUUUUCUUUUUGACAGAAAAUAAAAGAUUAAGCAUCCAUUUACUGACUCUGAUUUCUAUAAUUUCUAUAAACGAAGGUUGUUGGUUGAGAGGAAGAAGAAAACAGUGAGAGUGAGUGAUCAACAAACAGUGAAAUCACAUACAAAAAUGGAGAUUGGGUUUUUGGGUUUGGGGAUAAUGGGCAAAGCUAUGUCAAUUAACCUUCUACGACAUGGUUUCAAGGUUACUGUUUGGAACAGAACCCUCUCCAAGUGUGAUGAACUCGUGGAGCAUGGUGCUUCAGUUGGAGAAACACCUGCAGCUGUAGUCAAGAAAUGCAAGUAUACAAUUGCAAUGUUAUCUGAUCCUUCUGCUGCUUUGUCGGUUGUGUUCGAUAAGGAUGGUGUACUUGAGCAAAUUAAUGGAAGAGGUUAUAUUGACAUGUCGACAGUUGAUGCCGAGACAUCUAUCAAGAUAUCUGAGGCAAUCAAAGCAAAAGGCGGUGACUUCCUUGAAGCUCCUGUUUCAGGUAGCAAGAAGCCGGCAGAAGAUGGCCAACUAGUAAUACUUGCUGCUGGCGACAAGGCAUUCUAUGAUGAAGCACUUCCAGCAUUUGAUGUACUUGGGAAGAAAUCUUUCUUUCUCGGCGAGGUUGGAAAUGGUGCAAAAAUGAAACUUGUUGUCAACAUGGUAAUGGGAAGUAUGAUGAAUGCUUUCUCUGAGGGACUGACACUUGCUGGAAGAAGUGGCUUGAACCCUAGCACACUUCUUGAUGUGCUGGAUCUUGGUGCUAUAAGUAACGGCAUGUUUAAAUUGAAAGGACCGACAAUGCUUAAGAACAGUUACCCCCCUGCUUUUCCACUGAAACAUCAGCAGAAGGACAUGAGACUGGCUCUUGCCCUUGGAGAUGAAAAUGCUGUACCAAUGCCUGUCGCGGCUGCAGCAAAUGAGGCAUUCAAGAAAGCCAGAAGCAUGGGAUUAGGAGACCUUGAUUUUUCAGCUGUCCAUGAGACUCUGCAAUGAAGCUCAUGAACAUUCAUCAUUGACAUGAUUACUUUCUGAAUCGAUUGAACUACUAUUAUGAGCAACAACAGCAUGAUCUAAACCAUAUAUGUAUGAAAUAGCUUUUUAAGCAUAGUUCACUACUAUACUCUCUUAUUUGAAUGUAUUUAUGAAUUUUGGCUUCUACAGCACAACAUGAAAUUAUAAUAUGCUAGCACAUGGAUUUGGUUCAA
Molecule: messenger RNA, 1233 nt
Organism: Trifolium pratense (red clover)
Lineage: Eukaryota; Viridiplantae; Streptophyta; Magnoliopsida; Fabales; Fabaceae
Product: glyoxylate/succinic semialdehyde reductase 1-like
Exons: 8
Coding region: 167-1021 (284 amino acids)
Cellular component (GO): cytosol
Molecular function (GO): NAD binding; 3-hydroxybutyrate dehydrogenase activity; NADP binding
Source: RefSeq, a predicted model, not a curated record